AUGGGACUUACACAAUCACAAACCACAAUGUCUGACGAGGCGUUCAUCAAGGCUGAGAAGGAUUAUAGCCAGACGCUUGAUAAGGAGUUGCCUGAGAUUGCUAGUUUAUCACUGAAAGAUAGCCAAGAUGCGGUUGAAAAGCUGUUAGCGCUCGAGAAAAAAGUGCGACAAGCGAGUGACCUGGCAUCGAGUAAACGAGUUCUCAGCGAAAUUGUCAAAGUGCUCCGCAAUGCCGGCGAUUGGAAGCAGAUGAACGAGACCGUACAACUCUUGAGUAAGAAGCACGGUCAGUUGAAAACUGCGGUGGCGAGUUUGAUUCAGGAGGUGAUUGCCGGGCUCGACGACGCUCCGAGUCUUGCCACAAAAAUCGAGACGAUCGAUAACGUGAGAACCAUCUGCGAGGGCAAGAUCUACUUGGAAAUGGAGCAUGCUCGAGUCACGCGGAUGCUGGCGCAGAUCAAAGAGGAUGAAGGUGAUAUAUCUGCUGCCGCAGACCUGCUGGGUGAGUUGCAAGUCGAGACAUUUGGGUCGAUGGACAUGCGGGAAAAGACUGAGUUCAUUCUCAAGCAAAUGGAGCUUUACAUCAAAAAGGGUGAUUUUACUUUUGCAGCGAUUGUUUCCCGCAAAAUCCUGCCCCGGUAUUUUGACAAAGAAGAGGUCCAUGACCAAAAACUGCGCUACUACGAGCUAAGCGUUGAAAUCGCCUUGCAUGACAACAAGUAUCUAGAAACAUGCCAGGACUAUCGUCACAUCUAUGAUACUCCUGUCAUCCAGGCCGAUGAGAAGCGCAAACAGACAGUGUUGACAAAUAUGGUCCUCUUUGCGAUUUUGGCGCCCCAUGACAAUUUACGCAAUGAUCUGCUGCACAAACUUGCAUUAGAAAGUGAUCUUCCUCAGCUACCUGUUUACGAACAGCUUGUUCGGAUGUUUACUACUCUUGAACUUAUCCGCUGGCCGAAGGUUGAAGAGGUGUACGGAGAUAAGCUCAAGACGUUCUGGGUGUUUGAUGUAACUGACGCAGAGUCUGGAGCCGCAAGCACACAGCGGUGGCAAGACCUUAGGCAGCGUGUUAUUGAGCACAAUAUUCUUGUUAUUGCCAAGUUUUACACGCGGAUUACUAUUGCUGGCCUUGCCGAGCUUCUUGAUCUAACGCCCAGUGAGGCGGAAAAAAUUUUGGCCAAGCUGGUCACUAGUGGUAUGGUAUAUGCUCGCAUCAACAGACCCCAGCGUAUUGUUUCCUUUGCCAAAACAAAAGAUACAAAUGACGUUCUUAACGAGUGGAGCUACAAUACGGGCAAAUUGCUUGAACAUGUAGAGACCAUUGGCCAUUUGAUCGCUAAAGAGGAAAUGAUGCUUGGAAUUCGUACAAAAUUAGAAUAA
Molecule: messenger RNA, 1380 nt
Organism: Wickerhamiella sorbophila
Lineage: Eukaryota; Fungi; Ascomycota; Dipodascomycetes; Dipodascales; Trichomonascaceae
Product: 26S proteasome regulatory subunit RPN5
Exons: 1
Coding region: 1-1380 (459 amino acids)
Cellular component (GO): proteasome regulatory particle, lid subcomplex; nuclear proteasome complex; cytoplasm
Source: RefSeq, a predicted model, not a curated record